Molecule: messenger RNA, 1833 nt
Organism: Penicillium longicatenatum
Lineage: Eukaryota; Fungi; Ascomycota; Eurotiomycetes; Eurotiales; Aspergillaceae
Product: carnitine O-acetyltransferase CAT2
Exons: 3
Coding region: 1-1833 (610 amino acids)
Biological process (GO): carnitine metabolic process
Cellular component (GO): mitochondrion; peroxisome
Molecular function (GO): carnitine O-acetyltransferase activity
Source: RefSeq, a predicted model, not a curated record
AUGGCUCCCCGUCGAAAGGCAUCUUCAAUCCCCGAGGGGUACAAGGAGGAUCUCUCCAAAGGCAAGAUGCUUCGCUUUGAGGACUCUUUGCCCCACCUCCCCGUGCCAUCCCUGGAGGAGACCGGCCGCCGCUACCUGAAGUCCGUCCACCCGCUCGUCUCCGAGGCGGAGUAUGAGCGCACCAAGACUGCUGUAGAGGCUUUCAUCCGCCCUGGUGGUGAGGGUGAGCCUCUCCAGAAGCGGUUGUUAGAGCGCGCCGCCAACCCCAAGAUCAAGAACUGGAUUGCCGAAUGGUGGAACCAGGCCGCUUACCUGGGCUACCGUGACCCUGUGAUUCCAUAUGUUUCCUACUUCUACUCCUACCGGGAUGACCGUGAGCGUCGAGACCCGGCCAAGCGCGCGGCAGCCAUCACUUCUGCUGCUCUCGAGUUCAAGAAAGAAGUUGAUGCCGGCACGCUCGAGCCCGAGUACAUGCGCGGUCAGCCCAUGGCCAUGAGCUCCUACGAGUACAUGUUCAACUGCUGCCGUAUCCCCGCUGACCCCGCAGAUUACCCCCAGAAGUACUCCGCCGAAGAGAACCAGCACAUUGUCGUGGUCCGCAAGAACCAAUUCUUCAAGGUGCCCCUGGUCGUUGACGGCCAGACCCUUAACGUGUCUGAGUUGGAGCAGCAGUUCCAGCGCAUCAUUGAGAUUGCCCAGCCUGCCCCGCCGGUCGGUGUGCUGACUGUUGCUGACCGUGAUCACUGGACUGCGGCCCGCAAGAAGCUCAUCGCUGCUGAUCCGGCCAACGAGGAGGCUCUACGUGCGAUCGAGUCUGCUGGAUUCGUGGUCUGCUUGGAUGAUGCUAAGCCCGUUACUCUGGAGGAGCGCUCACACCAGUACUGGCACGGCGACGGUUCCAACCGCUGGUUUGACAAGCCCCUGCAGUUCAUUGUCAACGACAACGGUACAGCCGGCUUCAUGGGCGAGCACAGCAUGAUGGACGGAACACCCACUCACCGUCUGAACGACCACGUCAACAACCUCAUCUUCAACAAGCGUAUUGAUCUCUCUGCCAAGUCUGUCCGCUCCCAGCUCUCUGACCCCAAGCCCAUCACCUUCAACCUAAACAAGGAAACCAACGAGGCCAUCGACAUCGCGGCUCAAUACCACCGCAAGCAAAUCGCCGAUCAUGAGCUCGUCGUCCAAGCCUUCCAGGGCUACGGAAAGGGUCUGAUCAAGAAGUUCAAGUGCAGUCCCGAUGCCUACGUCCAGAUGGUCAUUCAACUCGCCUACUUCAAGAUGUACGGCAAGAACCGUCCUACCUACGAAUCUGCCUCGACCCGUAAAUUCCAGGAAGGCCGUACAGAAACUACCCGUACCGUCUCCGACGAGAGCGUCGCCUUCUGCAAGGCUUUCCACGAUCACACCGUCCCCCGUGAGGAGGUUGUUAAGCUCUUCCGUGCUGCUCUGUCCCAACACACCAAGUACACUCUUGAGGCUAGUGAUGGCCGCGGUGUUGACCGUCACCUCUUUGGUCUGAAGAAGCUUCUCCAGCCUGGCGAGAAGCUUCCCGCUCUCUACGAGGAUCCUGCAUACUCUUACUCCGGUUCUUGGUACAUUUCUUCUUCCCAGUUGAGCUCAGAAUACUUCAACGGAUACGGAUGGAGCCAAGUUAUUGAUGAUGGAUUUGGUAUCGCCUACAUGAUCAACGAGAACAGUCUCAACUUCAACAUCGUCUGCAAACGCCUCGGCGCUCAUCGUAUGAGCUACUUCCUGAAUGAGGCCGCCUCCGAGCUUCGGGAUGUGCUUAUGCCCGACCUGGCUGCCCAGUCUGAGAAGGCUAAGCUGUAG